AUGUUUGUCACAGCCCUUGUUAUUGCAAAAUUGACUGAUUUGGGAAUUAAAAAUGGAAUUGUUACUGUUACUGCUGCCAGAAAAAUUGUUAACACAAUUAGUUCACUUGGUAGUACAGCUGUGAUUGUGAUCGCUCCAUAUGUGGAUUCUAACAAAACCAUCAUCAUGACUAGCUUUUCACUAUGUUUUGUUUUCAAAGGAUUGUACUAUCCUGGUAUUAAGACAAAUAUUCUGGACCUUUCGCCAAAUUAUGCAGGAAUUCUUUCUGGUAUAACCAAUGGUAUUGGUUCCACAAUGGGAAUUCUAGGACCGAUUCUUACAGGAUAUUUAAUAUCAAACAAUUCUGGACGAGUAUGGUCAAUAGUAUUUUCUGUAACUGGAAUUUUUUUAUCGGUGACAUCGUUAUUUUAUUUGAUUUUCGGAUCUGGAAAACUUCAACGAUGGAAUAAUGAAAAAGAAGUUAAUAUACGAAGAACGUCCAGCCAUACCGAUAAAAUUGAAUUGGAAACUAAAUAA
Molecule: messenger RNA, 516 nt
Organism: Ctenocephalides felis (cat flea)
Lineage: Eukaryota; Metazoa; Arthropoda; Insecta; Siphonaptera; Pulicidae
Product: putative inorganic phosphate cotransporter
Exons: 4
Coding region: 1-516 (171 amino acids)
Biological process (GO): transmembrane transport; monoatomic anion transport
Molecular function (GO): transmembrane transporter activity
Source: RefSeq, a predicted model, not a curated record